AUGUCGAACAUGUCAAGGGGUUGAGUGCCGAAGUCUUUAUGGGAAAGUGGUUUUCGUCGCGGGGGGGUGAGAAAAGAGCAAGGGAAAAAUUCAAGAAAGUCUGAUCACACGUGGGUCAUGACUACGUCGUACAUCGCGAGUAUGUAAUUCGAGUGGCCUUGGUAUUUCACAGUUCGUUCCUUGUGUUCAGGGUUGCAUGGGACGAGUGUCGUCCGUGAGACGAGUGUUGUUAAUGUCAUGCAUGCUCCUCAGGGAACGUGAGUCCUUCCUGAGAAUACUUUAGAAUACGGUCGGCAAAUUGGUUGAUAGCUAUUCAAAUAAACUGCGGUUAAACGGUGCAGCGUAUGUGAGCUCCACUUUCAGUGGACAUCAGCCGCAACCUCGGAAUAAAAAUAUUUAAGUGAAACCGUAGCACUUCGAACGGUCGAAAGCCCGUAAGCUCGAGAACGGCCUGAAAGUUCACAAUGAUCGAACAAAUAACUAAAAAUCGAAUAAAUAAAAGCAAUAAAUAUUUAUCGAUUUUUUAGGAUAAAAAAUAUUAAAGCUUGAGUUAAAACGAGGACAUGACGAAGCGGUGUAAAUAAGAGACCUCGGAGCACAAAUGAUCUCGUUCGGAAGCAAAAAUUUCAAAAAGAUUCUCAGAAUAAAUGGGAGAAAAAGAAUAUUUUUAAGACUAAAGGGAAGGGAUAUCACCAUGAGUCUCUGCCCACGGAGACGCUUUCGCAUCACUCCUAUGCGAGCUCUGGCGGCAUUCUUCCUGAUGGUCGUGCUGUUCUGGUAUAGCCUCAGUCGGCAAGAAAUUCCGCAGCAGCCGUGUAGCGUGCCCGAAGAAUUUACCGAAAAGUUACACGAUCUCGCUUACAGGGCUCACCUGGUCCUCACGAAGUUGGGCAUCGUACAUUUUCUCUGCCUGGGUGGCCUUUGGGGUCAAGUCCGAAUAGGCCGUGCACUACCGUGGGCUCGUAAAGUGGAGCUAUGUUUAGUCGACACGCUCCGCGACGAUGUCUUAAUCACGAAAGCCUUCCGGGAAGUUGGUCUGAGUGCAACUUACCUUCACGCGGCGGGGAUUUACAGGAUACAGGAGCACGAGGUCGGCGAGGACGCACCCAAGGUGGAGGUGGUCGUUUUCGAGGAGGACGCAGUGACGCAGAUGGUGAGGAGGGUCGGCUGGACCAGAAGGGUCCUGCCUCCGGAUUGCGAAUUCUCGCCGAGUCUACAGUGCUUUCCGCCACAAUUAGUAAUACCUCCCCUACCGACGAAACAAUUCGGCGGCCGACUGAUGCCCGUGCCACGAGAAGGCAUAGAAUUACAGAAGUAUCAUUAUCCCAACGACUGGUGGCUGGAGAUCAAGCCCACUGACUGUACCGAGCCCCAAGAGACGAACGUGUAGUGUACAAUGGUGGUGCAAUUAGUCCUAGUGCGAUAUUAGAACACUGUAAUAAUUCGCUAGGUCAGGACAUCUAAUCGUUGUUCAGUCAGCUUGGAUACGAUCCAGUUAUGGUUUAAUUGAUUUACAGCAACCAAUUAAUUAGCUUGGACUUUAAUGAAGAAAGGUACCGAGGUAUUUUGUUAUGACCGAGAAUACUUUCUAUAGAAGUAGACACGAUGAAUAGAAAAUGUGCAUGUGAUAACGACGGUAGAUUUUGUGUUACCGUGUAAUUGUUUCUAGAUCUAAUUUAGUCUUCUAAAAGGUUCGAUCGACGUACACAAAGUGACAAUGCAAUUACUGCUUAUAGAAAGUACUCAAGUGCUGUCAUCAAAUUAAACGUACGGUAGUAUUAUUGGUAGUGAUUGACUGCGCUACUCGUAGCGAUUGUAUUGUUAGAUGAUUGCAAACAGAUUAAAAUUAUAAGUCAUCUUUUCUAACCAUUUCCUAUUCGUGAGAGUUUUCCAUUAUUAUUGUCAUAUGCUAUUUUCAUCCUGCAUUUUUCUCUUUGGUUUCUCUUAAGCUGGCUUUUAAUUGUUAAGUGACUUUGUAAUUAAAACUUUAUAAGUCGGUAAUUUGUAUUUACUAUAUACAAUUGAAAUUAUGGGACAACUUUGUACGCAUUUUGACGCAUUUUACACAUCUUAAAAAAGUCUUUCUUCGUUAUUUAAGCUGGGAAUUUUUAAACGCAGUAACAUUUACACUACCAUAAGUGCUGAGAAGGUUAAAGUACAUGUAUUUGAAUACAUGUUUAAUGUUCAUAUAUUCUUCGAGGCGCAAAGUACUCUAUACGUAAUCGUGAAAAUUUAUAGGGAAAAUAUACAAUGAAAGAUAAACUACGUAUACUUAAAAGGCAUUGCUAACUUUAACUUACAAUUAGUUAAUUGUACAACUUAUUUACACGUUUAUAUACAAUGCGCUUUUUAUAUGAGAGAAUGUCUUCUUAAAAUGACGUACUUCGUUUAAGCGAUUAAUUAUGGAUAACUGUUACUUCAAUAGGCAAUCUUGUUACAAUUUAUUAUAAGCUGUAAUGACAUCCGUAAUUAUUAUUCAGUGUAAAAUGGUGAGAAACAAUAAUACGCAAUUAUAUGUAUUCGUUGUACUUUUACUGUUCGCGCGUAAACUUGUGUUAAUACAAUUAUCAAUGUAAUUGUAACAAUACACCUCGUGACAUUACAAUUACAUCCCGAAAUCUUCCGGGGGUUGAAUAAAAAUCUGUAAAGUAUA
This is a messenger RNA of Vollenhovia emeryi, 2653 nucleotides long. RefSeq lists its product as uncharacterized. The record is from RefSeq and is a predicted model, not a curated record. The coding region runs from base 602 to 1390 and encodes 262 amino acids. The transcript has 4 exons. Lineage: Eukaryota; Metazoa; Arthropoda; Insecta; Hymenoptera; Formicidae.